UACAACUGGUUUUUCACCGCAUAUUAUUUAAAAAAAAGAGCAAAACAAAUUGAAGAGAAAAAAAAUAAAAGAAAACGUUGCACGCACACCGUCUUCAUUUAGAAUUUCCAGUUGUAUUCAUUCGCUCAGCUAACAUGUUUCGCAUUGACCUAGCCGUGUUGUUUCUUAGUGCCGUGCAAAUUUCAACGCUACAAUUAUAUUCAGAUGAUUUUGCCUUCCCAUCAGAAAAAUCAUCAGAUGAUUUCGCGUCGUGUACGUUUAUAAACGGUACGGUCGGUCGAUGCGUCAACGACUGUCCCGGUGCUCUGUUCGAAUAUCAAUUGGGAACCAAUCCGACAAUAUGCCGUUUUGACAAUCAAGUGCCGAUUGUGUGUUGCCUAACUCACACUAGUUUGCCACUCAUAGAUCUGUUUAGAAAUGACACUAUAACGGAAACGGAUGAUGAUCCCGAUCGUGGUGCACAGAAUUCAGUCAAGCGCCGGAAGAGUGUUGCGAAAUGUGAAGAUGUUUAUUCGUUGUCUCUUCCGUUCAGAAAUAUUCCAGUACAAUUUCGUACAACCAUUGUGGGUGGGCAAGUGACGUCAUAUGGGGAGUUCCCGCAUAUGGCAGCACUUGGAUGGACAGACGAAAGCAAAAACAUCAGUUGGAGAUGUGGAGGUACACUCAUUAGUCAUAACUUCGUUUUAACUGCAGCACAUUGUGUCAUCGGACGAUUACCGCCGGAUACUGUACGAAUCGGUGCAAAAGAUCUCAUUGACAUCGACAUACUAGCAUUAACCCAGGAUUUCGGUAUCGCAUCAAUCAUCGGACAUCCGAAUUAUGUGCCGAAAAUGCUGUAUGACGAUAUUGCAUUGAUUAAAUUGAACCGGAGGGCCAGCAUUACAAGGAAAGUGCGUCCAGCUUGUUUGUGGCAAGAAAAUGCAAUAAAUUUCACUGAUGCCAUUGCUACUGGGUAUGGUCACACAGAGUAUGGUGGAGUGGCAUCCAAUGAACUACUGAAAGUUGACUUAAAAAUCCUCAACAAUAGUGAAUGCAGCACACUAUACCAAAAUGAACGUUCCUUGAACCUUGGAAUAAUUGAUAGUCAAUUAUGUGCUGGAGAUUCUGCAGCAGAGAAAGACACUUGUCAGGGCGAUUCAGGCGGGCCGAUUGGUGUGACUAGGAUGAACGGAAGACAAAUUGUCUAUGACAUCAUCGGCAUCACAUCGUUUGGUAAAGCGUGUGCUAUUCAGCCGGGUGUGUAUACGAGAGUAUCUCACUAUUUGGACUGGAUUGAAAGUAUUGUUUGGAAAUGAUUGCGACAAUAAACUAUGGAAACAACAAAACUUUUUACUACAAAAAUCUUUUACUUCAU
This is a messenger RNA of Bradysia coprophila, 1354 nucleotides long. Its product is annotated as serine protease snk-like. NCBI's taxonomy places the organism in Eukaryota, Metazoa, Arthropoda, Insecta, Diptera, Sciaridae. Gene Ontology annotation, molecular function: serine-type endopeptidase activity. The record is from RefSeq and is a predicted model, not a curated record. Gene Ontology annotation, biological process: proteolysis.